ACAGCGUUAAAAAAAACUACAGUUCCUAUUGCUGAAGACUUUCUGUGCUUCUCGUGGACUUUGAAAAGACAGCCCAGUUUCCUAUAAAUUAUCAAUAGUAUGUGAUUUAACAGCUUCGCUGAUUGAAUUACCCUAGAAACUUUUUUUCUUGACCUCUUGUUCAUCUGCAUGGUAAUCUGGAAAUCCACCUAAUUGCCUUAAUAUGUUUAAUAACUGUUCUUCUGGUGGUGUUAUUUCGGUAAACAAGUGACUGAACUGCAGAGGCUGGUCGUUCUAGAAAAGAACCCAAUCAUUUUAGAGGUUUCGCUUCACUUUAGGUAGUGGUGGUGUCUCUUGUUUUUAAAAUUAAAGAGCAAGCACAAUGAAAGCGGAAUGAUGUAAAAUUUCCGUGUUUUUUAUAAUUUCUUGACCAAAUUUUGAAAAUCCUCAUUUUUUAGCAGCAGUUGGGCUACCGUUUAGAAAGUUACUAAUGCAUCAAAUCCUUAUUUUGUGUUAUAUUUAUGAAGAUGGUAUAUACCUCUGUGUUAUAAAGGAAUUUUGUCUCUUUUGCCUUUUUUAGUUGCUUUUUCUUAACAGCUUUGGGGUACAGUUCACAUACCAUAAGUGUUAUCCACUUAAAAUCAUACAAUAUGUGAUCUUUUAUGACUGGCAUCCUUCAUGUAGCAUAAUGUUUAGGAAAAUAUGUUUUAAAUCUCAUAAAGAACUGACCAAGAUUAUCCUAAUAUUCCAGCUGCUGGUAUUUUAAUUGGUUCUAACACUAGGAAUUCUUUUAAAAAAUUAGCCCCUGGACAUUAGCCAUUAGACACUGUUGCAAAGAAGGGUUGAGAUGGAUUAUCCUGAAUAAGUAAAUAUUUAGGUAGUUUCUGAGACAGCUUUAUUAAUGUAUAAGAACAAAUACUCUAUUAAUGUUUAGAAUCCGUCUUGGUUUUGUUUUCUAAAUAGAAUUGUAUUAACAGUUUGUUUUUUCUUAAAUAGACUAUUUCUUUUAUAUAGGUCUCAUUGGUACAGACUGAUCCAAAAAUCAAAACUAGUUUCCUUGCUAGUGUUUCUUGGAAAGUGCUAAUAAGAUUUACAGUAAAGAUAAGUCAAGUUUCCCUCUUUGGGAGAGAAGGUAUUUGUUCAUGAAACAGUACCUUUACAUUGAGGGGGGAAAAUGUUCUAAAUUAUAUAAAGCCACCAUUUCUAAGGUCUUUUCACAACAAAUUAGAUUGACUUUGCAAAGGUCUUAAGUUUUUCAUUGGGAGGUUAACAAAUGGAGGUUUAGAUCCUUUCCAUUUUUUCCACUUCUGUUGUUCCCCUUUAAUAGAAAACGGUUAUGUCUUGGGUUGCUGCCUUUUUAUUUUCCCCUUAAGAAAAUGAUCAAGAUCUCCAAAAUGUCUCCUUUUCCCAAAGCCUACUUUCAGGGUGACUCUUAGAACUACUUUUUAAAUUGUUUAGCUGAUUAUGUAUCCAAGUAAACCUUUCCAGAGACCCUCCUUUUUCCCCCUCUCUCCGCUUUAGACAACUCCUAAAAAUGCUUGAAAAUUAAAGCUUCUGUUGACUUGGAAAAAAACUUGUAACAGUCUGUUUCAUUUCAGGAUUCAGGAUAGAUUCCUAUCCUUUACGGUUCAGUUGUUUUGUUUGUAGCUUAUUUCAUUAGUUUUACAAGGCCCCUUGGGAUCCAGUAACAGUGGCCACCAUUGAAUGAUGACUGUGUUGCAGACUAAGCAUGGAUCCUUCCUAGUCCAGUGAGCAUUUAAAUCAAACGGUAUUGAGAUGGAUUGGGUUAUGAAACAUAAUGGUCCAAAUGACGCUAGUGAUGGGACAGUACGACUUCGUGGACUGCCAUUUGGUUGCAGCAAAGAGGAAAUAGUUCAGUUCUUUCAAGGGUUGGAAAUCGUGCCAAAUGGGAUAACAUUGACGAUGGACUACCAGGGGAGAAGCACAGGGGAGGCCUUCGUGCAGUUUGCUUCAAAGGAGAUAGCAGAAAAUGCUCUGGGGAAACACAAGGAAAGAAUAGGGCACAGGUAUAUUGAGAUCUUCAGAAGUAGCAGGAGUGAAAUCAAAGGAUUUUAUGAUCCACCAAGAAGAUUGCUGGGCCAGCGACCAGGACCAUAUGAUAGACCAAUAGGAGGAAGAGGGGGUUAUUAUGGAGCUGGGCGUGGAAGUAUGUAUGACAGAAUGCGACGAGGAGGUGAUGGAUAUGAUGGUGGUUAUGGAGGUUUUGAUGACUAUGGUGGCUAUAAUAAUUAUGGCUAUGGAAAUGAUGGCUUUGAUGACAGAAUGAGAGAUGGAAGAGGUAUGGGAGGACAUGGUUAUGGUGGAGCUGGUGAUGCAAGUUCGGGUUUUCAUGGUGGUCAUUUUGUACAUAUGAGAGGACUGCCUUUUCGUGCAACUGAAAAUGAUAUUGCUAAUUUCUUCUCACCACUAAAUCCAAUCCGAGUGCAUAUUGAUAUUGGAGCUGAUGGCAGAGCAACAGGAGAAGCAGAUGUAGAGUUUGUGACACAUGAAGAUGCGGUAGCUGCCAUGUCUAAAGAUAAGAAUAACAUGCAACAUCGAUACAUUGAACUUUUCUUGAAUUCAACUCCUGGAGGCGGCUCUGGAAUGGGAGGUUCUGGAAUGGGAGGCUACGGCAGAGAUGGAAUGGAUAAUCAGGGAGGCUAUGGAUCUGUUGGAAGAAUGGGAAUGGGGAACAAUUACAGUGGAGGAUAUGGUACUCCUGAUGGCUUGGGUGGUUAUGGCCGUGGUGGUGGAGGCAGUGGCGGUUACUACGGGCAAGGUGGCAUGAGUGGAGGUGGAUGGCGUGGGAUGUACUAAAAGCAUAACCACACAUAUAAAAGUCCUGACAAACAGCAUCUGGUCUACUAGACUUUCUUACAGAAUUACUUUCUUUUGUAUUUUAAGAACUUUAUAAUGACUGAAGGAAUGUGUUUUCAAAAUAUUAUUUGGUAAAGCAACAGAUUGUGAUGGGAAAAUCUGUUUUCUGUAGGUUUUAUUUGUUGCAUACUUUGACUUAAAAAAAUAAAUUUUUAUAUUCAAACCA
Molecule: messenger RNA, 3022 nt
Organism: Odocoileus virginianus texanus
Lineage: Eukaryota; Metazoa; Chordata; Mammalia; Artiodactyla; Cervidae
Source: RefSeq, a predicted model, not a curated record